UCUUGCAAACUUAAAGGUUAAACUCAACAUAAAGCACUCAUUUUCCUGCGUUUUCUACAAUUUGGAAGCAGAUCAAGAUCCAGAUCCAGUGCUGCUCUAAUCACAGGCUUUUGUUUCCUCCUAAAUUUAUUGUGUUUGUGUAGAUCUGGAGGUGGAGGCUGCUGGUCUAUGAAAUGGUGUCUCACUGACUCUUGUUUUAGCUCUUUGCUCCUCCCUCCUGAUUCCCCCUUUAUAUUACAUCAUCUCUGUACUUUCAGCUCUUUUAGCUACCUAUUCAGCUCGUCAUGGCUAUGGCUAUUGAUGGAGCUCUUGAGCUUGACUUUUCCGGCUAUAGCUCUACUGCAACUAAUACUACAACCACCACCACCACUUCCACGGAAAAUGAUCAACAUGACGGUAACUGGAAUGGUUGGUCUCCGGUUGUCGAUUGGGAAGCUUUGUCUGCCCACCAUGAUGACUUUCAGGAUCUUAUUGAAUCUAUGAUGGACGACGGAGGAUUGAACCAGACAACAUGUAAUUCUAACUCUCUGUCUACUGACACCAUGAUGGUGGAUGACGAAACCAGCAGUGAAGAUUUCAAGGGCUUGAGGCUUGUCCAUCUAUUGAUGGCUGCUGCUGAGGCGCUUACGGGUGUCAACAAGAGCCGUGAUCUGGCUCGGGUGAUAUUGGUUCGGCUCAAGGAGUUGGUGUCCCCUAAUGACGGAACCAACAUGGAGAGGUUGGCGGCGUAUUUCACCGACGCGUUACAAGGUUUACUGGAAGGAGCCGGAGGUGGUCAUGGCAAGAACUCAAUAAACAAUGGGCCCUACCACCAUCACCACCGCGACGAUCACCAUCAUCAAGAGGACAUUCUUGCGGCAUUUCAACUGCUGCAAGACAUGUCUCCAUACUUGAAGUUUGGGCAUUUCACAGCCAAUCAAGCUAUUCUUGAAGCCGUAGCUCAAGACAGGAGAAUUCACAUAGUGGACUACGAUAUAAUGGAGGGUAUCCAGUGGGCAUCAUUGAUGCAAUCACUGGUUUCACGGACGGAUGGCCCACCAACCCCACACCUCAGAAUCACAGCGUUAUCAAGAAGUGGCAGCGGCAAAAAAUCAAUCGGAACUGUCCAAGAAACUGGACGACGGCUGGUGGCUUUCGCUGCCUCUAUUGGUCUACCGUUUUCUUUCCACCAGUGCAGGUUAGACUCGGACGAGAAUUUUAGACCAAACGCUUUGAAGUUGGUCAGAGGAGAGGCAUUGGUCAUAAAUUGUAUGCUACAGCUCCCCCAUUUUAGUUACCGUGCACCCGAUUCCAUCACUUCGUUUCUAUCCGGAGCAAAGACUCUUAACCCGAGACUAGUAACCCUCGUGGAGGAGGAGGUGGGGUCCAUUGGGGACGGUGGUUUUGUAAGCCGGUUCAUUAAUUCAUUGCACCAUUACUCCGCCGUGUACGAUUCCCUGGAGGCGAGUUUUCCGAUGCAGAGUCGGGCCCGGGCGUUGGUAGAAAGAGUAUUUCUGGGGCCCCAGAUAGCGGGAACACUAGCUCGGAUAUACCGGGCACGUGCAAACGAAGAGGGGAGUUCAUGGGGCGAGCGGUUGGGUGCGGUAGGGUUUAGAGCAGCGAACAUAAGUUUCGCCAAUCAUUGUCAAGCAAAGCUAUUGAUAGGACUAUUCAAUGAUGGGUAUAGGGUGGAGAAAUUGGAUGGAAAUAGGCUAGUGUUGGGUUGGAAAUCGAGACGCCUUCUCUCGGCCUCUAUUUGGACUUCUCCUUUUGACUCUGAUUUGUAAAUUAAUAAAGCAUCUUUUCAUUCUA
Messenger RNA from Manihot esculenta (cassava), 1791 nucleotides. RefSeq names its product protein NODULATION SIGNALING PATHWAY 2. The transcript has a single exon. The coding region runs from base 285 to 1766 and encodes 493 amino acids. Gene Ontology annotation, molecular function: sequence-specific DNA binding; DNA-binding transcription factor activity. Gene Ontology annotation, biological process: regulation of DNA-templated transcription. Gene Ontology annotation, cellular component: nucleus. The record is from RefSeq and is a predicted model, not a curated record. NCBI's taxonomy places the organism in Eukaryota, Viridiplantae, Streptophyta, Magnoliopsida, Malpighiales, Euphorbiaceae.